Syngnathus typhle (broad-nosed pipefish) is the source of this 6158-nucleotide messenger RNA. Its product is annotated as pleckstrin homology domain-containing family G member 1. Bases 331 to 4899 code for a protein of 1522 amino acids. Gene Ontology annotation, molecular function: guanyl-nucleotide exchange factor activity. Gene Ontology annotation, biological process: intracellular signal transduction. NCBI's taxonomy places the organism in Eukaryota, Metazoa, Chordata, Actinopteri, Syngnathiformes, Syngnathidae. The record is from RefSeq and is a predicted model, not a curated record. The transcript has 17 exons.
AAGGAGCAGAGGCCAUUCACGCACACAUACUCACACUCGCAUUAAAAGCCACUCGGGAACACUUUUCCACACGCUCCGUGGGCGAUGGAUGUGUUGCCACAGGGGAGGGACGGAUGAAGAGCCGAGCCAGGAAGGGAGCGACCCCCCCCUCCUCCCUUGGAACCAAGGGACACAGUAGCCAGUCAGAGUGUGAGCGAGGAGUGGACUGCACACUUUUGACUCCCUGGAGAAAGGAUUCACAAUGAACUUAUACGAGGGAAUGGCUUUUUGGAAUACUCGGACCAUGUGAUGCACGAGGCAGAUCUUUGUCACCCUUGAAACUUUGUCACCAUGCCAACCGAUGACUACAGCUAUCUACCCGAUGCGUUGCCACCUGUACCCGAAGUCCCGGACUCUGGCUCAGUCCUGAGCUCCAGCGACAUCCCCGCCCGUUGCCUCGGCAACCCGGCCUUCCGUUACCCCUCCUCGCGCAAUUGCUCAGCCCACAGCAUGGACUCGUCUCUGGACAGCGCCGAAAGACCCGUCAGCUACAGCUCCACCUCUUCCUCCGCUUCCUCCCGGGACAGUCACUGCUCGCUGGGCAGCCGCUCCACCCUUGUCCACACCCCCCACUGCAACCCGGUGAACUCGGACCCGGACUCCGGGGCCAUACGUCUGGAACUGGUUCCCGCCCGGCAGCUGGGAUGCGGAGAGGAGGACCCCAGAGAUGACGGAGGGAUGGAAACAGGAAGGCAGCCGGGCAGGAAGGGCACUGAACAGACACCGACGGAUCACUCGGAACCGGAGCUGGGUCUCGACGGGGGCAUAGAACGGAUCGCUCAGGUGCAAGGACCCAGGACAUAUGUGGACCGUGUGGUGCAGGAGAUUCUGGACACAGAGAGAACCUACGUCCAAGACCUGAGAAGCAUCGUGGAGGACUACUUGGAGAUCAGCAACCAGGCUCGGCUGGGUUUGAGCAAUGAGGACAAAGGCUCACUAUUUGGCAACAUCCGGGACAUCUACCACUUCAAUAGGGAUUUGCUUCACGAGCUGGAAAAGUGCAACGCGGACCCCGUGGCCAUCGCCGAAUGCUUCGUAUCGAAGAGUGAAGAAUUCCACAUUUACACUCAGUACUGCACCAAUUACCCAAGGUCGGUGGCUGUGCUCACCGAGUGCAUGAGGAACAAGGCGUUGGCCAAGUUCUUCCGCGAACGGCAAGAAUCUCUGCGCCACUCCUUACCCCUGGGCUCCUACCUGCUGAAGCCGGUGCAGAGGAUCCUCAAGUACCAUCUGCUGCUUCACGAGAUAGCCAACCAUAUGGAGAAGGACACGGAGACGUAUGAGGUGGUGCAGGAAGCCAUAGACACCAUGCAGAGAGUAGCUUGGCACAUCAACGACAUGAAGAGGAAGCACGAGCAUGCUGUGAGGCUGCAGGAAAUCCAAAGCUUGCUGACGAACUGGAAAGGCCCCGAUCUGAUUGGCUACGGCGAGCUGGUCCUGGAAGGGACGUUUCGACUGCAGCGGGCUAAGAACGAGAGGACGCUCUUCCUCUUCGAUAAGCUUCUGCUCAUCACGAAGAAACGGGAGGAAACGUUCACGUAUAAGGCUCACAUCCUGUGCUGCAAUUUGAUGUUGGUGGAAGUCAUCCCGAAAGAGCCGCUGAGUUUCAGCGUGUUUCACUACAAGAAUCCAAAACUACAACACACGGUCCAGGCCAAGUCCCAGCAAGAUAAACGCAUGUGGAUCUUGCACCUCAAGAGACUCAUACUUGAAAAUCACCCUGCCAAAAUCCCUGCCAAGGCCAAACAAGCCAUCCUGGAGAUGGAUGCAAUGCACCAUCCUGGAUUCCAUUACAGUCCUGACGGUGAAAAGAAGGAUUCCCCACGCACCAAAGAAGGCCCCACUCCUCGCAGAGGACGUAGAAAAGAACCGCUAUCCAAAAUACUGAAGAACGCCAAGCAGAAUGCAGCCAACAGCGACGGCGAGAAGCGAACAAGUCUGGGCUCGAGUUUGCUCUCUCCCGUGUCCCAGCUGGCUCUGGGGACCAUAGGCCGCAGCCGCAGUCUCAUCAACCAGUCGCAGGAGUCGUUGGACCCCGCUGACCACUACGACCACAGCGAUAGAGAUGAAGGGGAGGAGCCACACCAGCAAGAUGCGGACGAUGAGGACGAGAGCAUCCUGGGUGGUGGAAAGAGGUUACGAGUCCCGGGGAAAGGCAGUCGGAAGAGGCUGAACCCUCAAGCAUCGGUGGACAGUAUCGAGCAGUGGAAAACCUUCAACAUGAGCCCUUCAGAUCUUCAGAGAGCCAGGGAGUCUCUCGUAAGGGACGGGAGCCACCAUCCGCCGCUCCGCAGGACCGCUCGUGUGACAGAAGAACCUCCAGAGUCGCCCGUCCCAUCGGUAGUCGUGACAGAUAACGAUCAUUCCGUUCGAAACAUCUGGGCGGACCACCGCGCUCGCAGGGCCAUGUUCCCCACCAGACAGCGAACCGUGCACCCGGACGACGAGGAUGACGACAUCUACCAGACGUUCGUUCCCACUGAGCCGAGCGGACCGGAACCGGACUUACCCCGUGAGGGAUCGGAGGCUACUUCGUCCCCGCGGACCGCCCGGCCUUGCAGCUGGCACGUGGAGCAGAUCCCCUCAGUCCAGGUUGAACCUCCAUCCGGUGACAGCAGGGUUCUUCGAAGGGCGAGCAGCGUCGGCGAGAACGCCACCAAGGCUCGCGAAAGUCCAGAUGACAACCAGGUCGGCGGCAACUUGGAAGUGAUUCACACGGAGUCCUCGAGCAAUGACAUGUCGGGAUCGUCAUCAGCCGAGCAGCUGACCACGGAUGACAUCGAAAACGUGUACGACAACAUCAGCUACGAGGACCUCAAAAAAAUGGGCCUGAUCAGAAGAGACUUGGACCAAUGCCAAGCACGGAAAGAACCUCCUUCUGAUGCACAGUGUUAUCAGAGCCAAGCAGCUCGGCCACAAAAUGUUCCAGAUGCCCUCGGCACCUCAGAGCCCAUCUUUAAAUUAGACAGAUGUUCCAAAGAGCACAUUCAGUUCUCCACCCAGGAAGGAAGUCCCGAGCUCAAGAUAGUCGAGGAGAACAUCUACGACACUAUUUGUUUUCGGGAUCCUCCAUCGAUGGAAAACAAAACCGAUCUGGUGACGUCAGAGCAGGACUUAACGUUUGUCUCGCAGGAGAGCCUUAACUUUGUCCCGUGUUCCUCAGAGCCAGAGUGCUCAUCAUCAUCUGCUUCGUUGGGCUCCCGACAGUCACGGAAAGGCGCCAAAACAUCAGAGCGCGCCGACGAGCUCUGGGUCGACCUGGAGAACUACAUCAGGAGCAACGAGAAGAAAGCCGACCGACUGCCCGCCGCCUUCCCAGUCAGUGCCGGUGAGUCGGCCAAGGAGCGAUCGUCAGUCAACGGCAGUCCAACCAAAAAGUCUCCUGUGGCCAGUCAACCGAGACACCCUCCCGUGCGCUCUUCACAAUCCUUCAACAUCCCCGCCAUCAACCUCCCUGACCUUCAAAGUGACGGAACCACCGAAGACCCAAGUCCUGUUCCCACUCCGGUCUUGCCAGAGCCUCAGCCGGGGACAGUGAAGAGCAUGCGUAACAGACUCGCCCGCCUCAGCAGCGGUAGCUUCCGGCUCGAGGACGACGAUCUUGUAGAACUUCCUCCAAAAACACCUCCGCAGGGGGAUAAUCCCAUCAAGGAUAUCCACCGUCUCUUCCCGGGGCAACUGGACUCGCCGCUGGCCUCUUCUUCUCUCCUGCUGGGAGAGUCCGUAGACUUCCCGUUAGAACUUAUGGACAAAUCUAAGAAUCGAGUCUUUUUGAUGGCGCGGCAGUAUAGCCAGAAGAUCAAGAAAGCCAACCAGCUGCUGCGCAUGAGGAGCAUGGAUCCCGGCGACUCUUGUAGCCGAGCAAGAGCCGACAGGAGGCAGAGAGACCUGGCGGCCAUACUUGAAGAAAAAAAACAAGGGGGAGCCGCCAUAGGUGCCAGGAUCGCCGAGUAUUCCCAGCUUUACGACCAAGUCGUGUUCAAGGAGUCCUCGGCGACGACGCACCACGCUCAUCCAGGUCUUUCCUCCUCUCCAUCCAUGCCCGAGACCUCCCUGGAGGAGGAAUGGCUCCACUCCACCUACAGCAACGGCGAGCUCUCCAACUUCAUGUCGUCCGCGGGCGACUUGCGCAACCCGCGGGGCGCUUCCACCCCUCAGCGCAGACUCGCCUCUUCCUGCUCCAUCCCGUCGCUCAAGACCUCACCGAGCAGCCCCCCGCCGUCCCAGAGGUGGAGCUCCUGCAUAUCGGCACCGAGCGAGGAAGAGGAGCACGUCUACAGUACGAUCAAGAGACAUCCUUCCUUGAACGCACCGUCCUCGCCGUCUCGGAACUGUCAGUCGGCUAGCUCGCUAAUUAGCGAGCAACCGGAGAAAACACAAUUUAAAUGUAACGGGUCGACAGAGAGACUCCACCGCCCCAGUUUGGGCCGCGCCGGUCGACAGAGCAGCCUCCCCGAGAGGUCCACCCAAGGCGAAUCGGACCUCACCUUACACGACGGCCAACACGUGGUGGUCCUGAACCGAGCGUCGGCCUUGAGCAUCCUCGCCGCCACCCAGAACUACUUUGCCAACUUUAAGGACAACGGCGACGACGACGACUACGUGGAGAUCCGCUCGGAGGACGAAGUAGAACCGGAGCGGGGCGGGCUGGCGACGGCUGAUCCUACCUACCAAAACCGGGUUCUGGUCCAUUCGCGUAGUUUGCCCGGCACGCCCGUGCGCUCCAGCGACGCGUUGAGAUCUCUGGAACGUGAACAUCUGGAGAAAUACCUGUGGAGCGAACCGCAGCAGAACCAGCCCAACAUCGUCCAGUCUCUUCGGGAAAAAUUCCAGUGUCUGAGCUCCACUAGCUUUGCCUGACCUCACAACCAAAAUAUUUACACGCUAACAUACCGUACAUACAAACUACAAAUAAGGGAUCUUACUACUACUACUACUACUUUAUCAACAAUUUACCCAACAAACAAAAGGGAAUAUAACAAAGUUCUACAAAAGUCCAAACUGAUAUUUUUGAACGGUUAACAGUACUGUAAAUAGAGAUAUUUUAUGUUACAGGUUGUUAAUGGUCAGAAAUGGCGCUUUGAAUAAUGCUUGCAAGCUGCCUUGGCACUUCUCAUGAAGUCAUCAAACUUUCUUGAAAUAUUUCUUAAAUUGUGCUUACGGCAAUAAACACGCUUCACAAAUUUGCACGUCGAAUGGCUGUCUUCAGGGUAGAGUGUCACUUUGCACAUACACUCCUUUUAGCAAAUUUAGCUAGCACAAAUAUGCGAUCCAACAAUUAUGCUUUAAAACAAGGGAACCUGCUGAUAUUUUACAAUAAGAAAUGUAAAGAUUCCUAUUUAUUUUGAACAUGUUAGAAAAAGGCAAAUGUUGUAAGUGACACCUGUAUUUUUUCAUAAUUUCAAAUUAUAUUCUGGGACCAUAAUGGCUAGUUUUAAAUCCAUCACCCCAAACCUCGUAUUUUGAAAAUUAACACCGACUCGACAGUUUAAGGCAGAUGUUGAUUUAAAAAAAAAUUGUAUUAGUUUGUUUAAGAUAGCAGCAAGUUUGCUACAGAUUACCCACACACCGUUUUAUUUAUUCCAAAGCAUCCCUGUGAUAUUUUACUAAGAGGGCAGGUCCAUUACGGGUUGUAAAUGAAAGACUCACGUAUUUAUUAAAAGAUGUUUGGGGGUGUUCAUUCGCCAAAUUCAAGUCAAAUACUGUGAAUUGGUAGUUUUUUUCUCGUUUUGUUUUGUUAUGCACUGCUUAAUGCAAGUUCCAAAUGUAAAGUUAGAAAGCACAAAAUCACGGUCUACUGGUCAUAUCAGGACACAUCAAAAAUAUAAGUUAGCAAUAUGAAGUAUGUUUUUUUUUUUUUUUGUAUACGUCUGUCCUCUGCUUCAGUGGUGGAGAUUGUUGGUCUUCAUUGACUCGUUUUUUUUUUUUUUUUGCACUUUUCUUCAAACGUCUACUUUGUAAACACUUUGUAAAGAUAUGUACAUUUUAGGAAAGUUAUUCUUGUAUGUCAUAGUAUGCUUUAAUGUUUAGGUCAAGUGUACUGUAUAUUUUUUUAACGGCUUAGUUGUCAUUGCUCAAUAAAACAACGUAUUGGAGUUAAUAAAUUUCAAAUUAAACUA